Messenger RNA from Uloborus diversus, 1841 nucleotides. Its product is annotated as gamma-aminobutyric acid receptor subunit beta-like. The transcript has 9 exons. Gene Ontology annotation, cellular component: neuron projection; synapse; membrane. NCBI's taxonomy places the organism in Eukaryota, Metazoa, Arthropoda, Arachnida, Araneae, Uloboridae. The record is from RefSeq and is a predicted model, not a curated record. Gene Ontology annotation, molecular function: GABA-A receptor activity; neurotransmitter receptor activity; extracellular ligand-gated monoatomic ion channel activity. Gene Ontology annotation, biological process: regulation of membrane potential; monoatomic ion transmembrane transport; signal transduction. Bases 167 to 1705 code for a protein of 512 amino acids.
UCUAAGUGAAUCGGAGGCCCAAUCCCAGCACUGUAGGGAAGAGAUGUUUCAAAGAUACAGAGGAACAGGUGAUCCGAAAUCCUGGAAUCUCCGCGGUUUAUGGGCUCAAUGGCAACACCAGUUACGUGUUAGCACCCUUUUAGACUACUUGAUUUGCCAGUGACGAAUGACAAUUGCUAGGGGCAAUGUCAUGUCGACAGCCUGUAAGAAGUCAAAUACUUUUUUCUUACUGUCUUCAACAGUUGUUUACGAGCAACUCAUGCCGUCUGUUAAUUGGUUGAUCCUGGGGAUUUUUUUAUCACUGGGAGCACAGAGUGAACAGAAAAAUUUAUCAACCACUACGGACCUACUCGACUCCUUGCUAUCAGAAAACAAGUACGAUAGAAAAAUCCGACCUGGUCUAGGUGGUCCUCCUACUGUGAUUCAAACAGACAUAGAAAUUAGAAGUUUUGGUCCUAUAUCAGAAUCUGAAAUGGUUUAUUCCAUGGACUGCUACUUUCGCCAAACAUGGAAUGAUUCCAGGUUGCAGUUUCAUCAUUUACUUAAUGAAAAACUAAGGCUUCAGGUUUUAUCAAUGGACUGGAAAUUUCUCCAGAAAGUUUGGAUUCCGGAUACUUUUUUUCUAAAUGGUAAAAGCUCAUAUCUUCAUAAAGUCACAGCUCCUAACAAGUUCAUCCGUCUUCACAAGAGUGGCCAGCUCAGGUAUUCUAUGAGGUUGACAGUCAAAGCAAGUUGUCCAAUGCAUCUUCGAAAGUAUCCUUUGGAUACUCAAGCAUGUCCAUUAGAGAUUGGAAGCUAUGCUUAUCCUACUCAUGAUGUGUUUUACAAAUGGAAAGGACCUGAUGCAGUCACAUUAUCUAAAGAUGUUGUUCUUUCACAGUAUGACUUCGUCAAUAUUUCAAUUUCUCAUCGUACAAACGUAGUAAAAGUAGGAAAUCGCGAAGAUCAACGUUCUGUCCUUCUUGUUCAUUUUAAAAUUAGAAGACGGAGAGGGUACUUCAUACUUCAAAUUUACGCUCCAUGUGCUAUGAUUGUUGGGGCUUCUUGGGUAUCUUUCUGGAUUAACAGAAGUGAUGCAGCAGGAAGAGUAGCUGUUGGUGCUACAACCGUAUUAACAAUGGUAACGAUGGGAUUUGGUGGACGAGGUCGAGAGAAGGUCAAUCAGGCUACAGCUAUCGACUGGUUUGUCAUCAUGUGCUUCACAUUCGUGUUCGCCGCAUUAGUCGAAUAUGCUUUUGUUAAUUAUAUAGAUACGUACGAAAAGAAUCAGAUUAAAAAGCAACUAGAAUUGGAUCGUGAAAAGAAAAAGAAGGAAACAGCACUCGAUACCAUAACAGAACCAGCGGAAUCUUCUCAGGCAGCACAAACUUCCAGUGGUUUCAGCACAGUUCGAUUCCAAGAAACUGCAAAAGAAAAUCACAUAAAGAAAAAACCCGAUGACCAUAUGCGCCAACAACAAAUGCAGCUUCAGCAACUUGGCCAAAGACUUUCUUUAAGGAGACGGCCAUUUACAGCAGGUAGACUUUCAUUAGAGAAAAGUGGAGGGUACAGAAACCGCCAUAUUGCCAGUAAAGUUGAUAGCUAUGCUCGCAUCGUAUUUCCAGUUACUUUCAUUGUACUUAAUGUAAUGUAUUGGACGCUGUUUCUGCAUAUAAUGGACGAUGAAUUAACUUACUUAACAGAGCAGGAUGGUUCCGUUCACUAAAGCCUGAGAAUAUUCAGUGAGAUAGUUUGAAGCUUUUUAUUCUGAAUAAAGUCACAUUAUUUCCAAAGAUUUGUGUUUGCUUACGACUGCGCUGUACUUCAGUUUUCAAAUAAAUAAAAGAUAUUUUUAUGUUGUA